Messenger RNA from Striga asiatica, 2182 nucleotides. The record is from the annotation of a GenBank genome assembly. Lineage: Eukaryota; Viridiplantae; Streptophyta; Magnoliopsida; Lamiales; Orobanchaceae.
GUUUAACAAAAAAGAAGCAACUAAAUAAUGCAAAUAAGCAUAUCUUGGUCCCACACGCCGCCAAAAUUUCCCCAACCCUAAACUCAACUCACUAUAUACUUCGAUUUCAACCCCUUUUCUUCAGAUUUCCCUCAUAAUUCCUUCCUAUUUCUUCUCCCUCGAAAUCCUCAUCCCUUUUCGAUUUACCGAUGGCCCUGACGCGCGAGCAGUAUCUGUACAUGGCCAAGCUGGCCGAGCAAGCCGAGCGCUACGAGGAGAUGGUCCAGUUCAUGGACAGCCUUGUUGCCGGCGCCGCCGGCUCUGAGCUCUCGGUCGAGGAGCGCAACCUCCUCUCUGUGGCCUACAAGAACGUGAUCGGCUCCCUCCGUGCCGCCUGGCGCAUCGUUUCCUCCAUCGAGCAGAAGGAGGAAGGCCGCAAGAACGAGGAACACGUGGUACUUGUCAAGGACUACAGAUCCAAGGUCGAGGCCGAGCUGUCCAAGGUCUGUGCCGGGGUUCUGAAGCUCUUAGCCGAUCACUUGAUCCCGUCGGCGGCCUCGAGCGAGUCUAAGGUGUUCUACUUGAAGAUGAAGGGGGAUUACCACAGGUACAUGGCGGAGUUCAAGGUUGGGGACGAGCGCAAGGUGGCCGCAGAGGAGACUAUGUCUUCCUAUAAAGCUGCUCAGGAUAUUGCACUUGCUGAUCUUGCACCUACGCAUCCUAUACGGUUGGGCUUGGCAUUGAACUACUCAGUCUUUUACUAUGAAAUUCUUAAUGCAUCUGACAAAGCUUGCAGCAUGGCGAAACAGGCUUUUGAAGAAGCAAUUGCUGAGUUGGACACUUUGGGUGAAGAGUCUUACAAGGAUAGUACUCUCAUUAUGCAGCUUCUGAGGGACAAUCUCACUCUUUGGACCUCAGAUGUGCAGGUUGGUGACAAUGAUGUGUGCUGAAGGAACAAAAAUGUCUGUCCUUUUUUUCUUUUGUGAAAGCAAACCCCGAACCUAUAGGGGUCAUAGGUAAAAUUUCUUUGAGAAACGAGUAUAAGACUCCAUUUUGGAGAUCAUGAUCAGAAAUCUAGCAUAUGGUUAUGUUAUAGUAUUUUCAGUCAAUGUUGCACUUUAUUUAGUGGAAGCAAUAAUUUUUUAGACUUCAUUGUGGUAGUUUAUGAGAUGGAUUAAAUAUGGCAAUCUAGUUUGUAUCUUUAUAGUCCAAAGGUGCUUGAUGACUUAUGUUGACAAAGGGGUCUGAUCCACCAUGAAGCAUUAACUCGACUGCAUCUCGGGCUUCAUGUUUAUCAGAGGCUCUUUAAAUGCCUUAGCAACAGUAUAUUAGGACUGGUUAGGUAUCUAUUAUGUGUUAAAGCUUGGUGUAUGUGGCUGGGCUUAUCAUGUGAGAUAACAUAUUGAUUGUUAAUAUGCGAGUCUAACAUCCGAUCUGGGUCCAGUUUUUUAGUGCGUCGUUUUCGCUAACCACAUACGCUGAAUUUAAUACUCAAGUAAAAGAUAAAUGCAGUGACUUUUUCUCUGAUUCGGAUUUGAGUAUUUGUUGGGGAAGGAAAAAUCUUUCCCCCGAUUGAGGUUUUAGCUUUUCCAUUCCCAGUAGCAACAAAAUUUUGUCCUGAAAAACUGUUUAACUGGAUAAUUAAUUGAAAAUUAUUCUUAUUCGUGCACCAUUUUGAACUGUCCUUGAAAUUUAUUAUUUCUGCUCCAUCUCAUGCCUGCAAAAACCAAGUCGAGCUAGUUCAUUCUUCUAUAAUAAGUUAAGGUUCAUAUUACCGUCUAGAGAGCCAUUAGCAAUGCUUCUACAUCAGAUACUACAAGAAUCAAAAUCCUCUCGUGUUUUUGCAUAGUUUAUACACUGUCAUCCAAAUGUUUAUGAGCACGAAAAAUAGCAGCUGGGGAUUUUCUGUUUGCCUAAUUUUAAAGAAUGGUUCCGCAAAUGCAAAAUCAUUGGGAUUUUGUUUUGCCCUCUUGAAAAAAGUGAACUAAUCAAAUAAAUUGAAUAUGCUUCUCCAUAUUUUCUCCUACUCCCACUCCCCAUCUCUCUCUCAGAGAAUAAUGAUCUACGCCUACAUCCAUGGACUACUAUUUCCUAGAAAGAUGCAUCAUUGUGUUUUAUUACCACCUGUGAUAAAAAUUUAUAGGUAAUGUGUUUCUCUAGAUUGAAAUGAAUUAAUGUUUUAUUUUCGGUUUUAUGCAGGACC